Messenger RNA from Pieris macdunnoughi, 426 nucleotides. Lineage: Eukaryota; Metazoa; Arthropoda; Insecta; Lepidoptera; Pieridae. The record is from the annotation of a GenBank genome assembly.
AUGUCCGACGAUAAUAAAUUUUGUCAGGCAUUUGCUGACGACGUGCUGGUGGUAGUGGAGGGUGACAGUGGAGAGGAAGUCCAAAGGAAGGCAAAUAAAAUAAAAAUUCUUGCCUUGACAAUUGACAGUAAACUUACGUUCAAUGAACAUGUGUCAAACAUUUGUGUAAAGGCAGCCAAUUUAUCUUAUCAGGUGGCAAAGGCAGCUGAGCAAACCUGGGGACUAGAUCCUGACAUAGUUUCCACAAUAUACACAGCCGUGGUGGAACCCACAAUAACCAAUGCAGCAGCAGCAUGGGCCAGGGCAACCGAAAAAACAUGUGUUCCUAAAAAACUAAACGCAAUCCAAAGAGGCUUCACCCAGAAGAUAGUUAAGGCAAACAGGACUGUCUCCCUGAACGCCGCUUUCCGGAACACUUCCACUUGA